Messenger RNA from Ciona intestinalis (vase tunicate), 610 nucleotides. NCBI's taxonomy places the organism in Eukaryota, Metazoa, Chordata, Ascidiacea, Phlebobranchia, Cionidae. The record is from RefSeq and is a predicted model, not a curated record.
UGUAACUGUAUUUGUUUUACUAUUUUAAUUCACCAUAUGUUCGUGCAUGUCGGUAGACUCAAGAAAAACACGAUUUGGGGAUAUUAUUUCUAUCUGCAGCGGUUCAACGUCCUUGGAAAACGAUCAAGGCUGGAAAGUGAACCUUCGCUCCAAGAUUGAAAAUGAUCUUUCAUAUCAAGUACAGGAGGCCCUUGCUCCUAUUGUAUCCUCACAUAAGAAAUGGGCGGCCAAGAAAAAAACAGAAAGAAGGAAGGCAUUGAAGCUACAAGUCAACUACCUUCAACAGCGAAGAUCAUUUCAACAACUUUCCGCCGAUCCAAAUGAUGCCCAGUUUAAAUACAUUGAUGUGAAUUAUAUUCCACAAGCAGAUCAGGUGUAUUCUGGUAACAGCAAAGGAAAUUUCCCUGCUUCCAUUGCAAAUUUAAGGUUGCUGAAAACUGGUGCUCGAAGUAGAGCAUAUGGGUCUGACCGUCAUACCAACAGCAUGUGUGGAGGAUUAGAUUUAAGUUUACUCGAUCAUUCCAGUUCAAACCUGUUCUCAAUAUCUAGAAGAGGAUUUCCCGGCAGCACUUUAAAGUAAUGCCAAGUGUUCAUGCUAUAAAAUAUGACA